CGAGGCAGGAGAGCCAUCGAUCGGUCGAUCGAGGAAGGAUGCGAGGCGCCACAGUUUUAUUAACAAAUUAUAAUAAAUAUUCGAGGAGAUGAACGAUGAUACCAGAAAAGAUGUAAGAAAAAAUUUAUUUGGCUCUCCAUUCGCUGACGUUCCUUCCGCAUCAAAUUCUGUGCUCGGCAGAAAUGUUCGUUCAUAUCCAAGAAGGAGGAACGCCGAAAGUAAUAUUCCGGAGUGGAACGUUCCGACUCCUAAUCGAUCUCCCAUUUUGGGUAAAAACUCGUGUUCUAAGGUGAGAAAGCGAAGGAAGCUAAUGAGAGCAGCGGAUUUAAACAUGAACUCUAUGGGUCCUCGUGACACGGUGGUCACAGAAUAUUUAGAGAACAAACGAAAAAUCAUGUGCACUCAAAAAGCGGGUUUGUCGUUUGAACAAGAUAGAGAACGUUUGCAAAUCGAUUUCGAACGUGCACUCGACACAGAUUCCACGAGACGCGCACCUCUCGCGGCAGAUUCGAAGGUUGUUCAAAAGGACAAGGGUGAUAAAAAGAAGACGGAAACGAUUGAAAUCGAAAGUAGCAAUGGUGAGGAUAACGACGCCGAUGACGCCGAAAAAGAGACGGAAACACUCAACACAGAUUCCACGAGACGCGCACCUCUCGCGGCAGAUUCGAAGGUUGUUCGAAAGGACAAGGGUGAUAAAAAGAAGACGGAAAUGAUUGAGAUCGAAAGUAGCAGUGGCGAGGAUAACGACACCGAUGACACCGAUGACACCGAAAAGAAGACGGAAAUGAUUGUGAUCGAAAGUAGCAGUGGCGAGGAUAAUGACGUCGAUGACGUCGAAGAAAUACAUAUAAAGAGCAGCGAUACCGAAGUUCGUCCCAGCGAUGGUAUAGAACUCGAGGCCACGCAAAAUAUUGUCGUUGAUGGAAAUCAGGAUCGAUCCCCCGUUUUCGGAGCAUCGCCGUUCUCGUGCGAUCAGUCGUCUGACGAGACGUUCUUCUCGGAAAGGGAACGAUCUCCUUGCGAUUUGAUUAGCGCGAAACCUUCUCAAGAGAUCUCCGGGGGUUCUUCGGCAAUUAUCAAUGUCGUGGAGGAGAAGCCGCCCGAAACCGCGCUCACCAUCAGCGCGGAGACAUCGCCGCGGAGGACGCAAUCGGAUCCCUCGAUGCAAUUGACUCUUCUAGACUCGGGAAAAAAACGGAAGAAACCAAAGAGGGGAAGUUUGACGGAGAAGUUACAUUCGAUGAUCAAUAAUCAAAGAUCGUCUGUACGUUUGUGGAGAUAUCAGUUGAGACGAACAAUGGAAACCGGGACUCCUGUAGCUUCCGUUUCCGUCUUUGUCCGAGAGUGCGUCAGUCGCCUCGGUAGACAGUUCCUAGAAGGAUUCGUGGUCGAAGAUUCGCACGGUUUAUUAUCGUGGGACAAGCGAUUACUAUGGAUCAUGAUCGUUCCUGAAAUAACAGGCAAGAUCGAGAUGAAAUCCGAUGGUUUAAGAACAAUGUCGAUAGCUCAAGAUCGGCCAGAGCUCUACGAGGAAGUGAAGCUUUAUAAAAAUGCCCGGGAAAGGGAAAAGCACGAUAACCAGGCAGACUUGUACGCGGUCGUGAAUACUUUGCAACACCUCGAGAAAGCGUACAUCAGAGAUUGCGUGACUCCAAAGGAAUAUACGGCUGCAUGUAGCAAACUGUUGGUGCAGUACAUAGCUGCUUUCAAACAGGUGCAAAGCGAACAGUUUCCUACGAUAGACGCAUUCGCCAGAGCGUUUCGAUUAGACUGCCCAGCCGCGCUCGAAAGAAUCAAGGAAGGCAGACCUAUCACCAUAAAGGACGACAAAGGGAACACGUCAAAAUGUAUCGCGGACAUCGUGUCACUGUUCAUCACGUUAAUGGACAAAUUACGGCUGGAAAUCAAAGCUAUGGAUCAGCUACAUCCAGAUCUGAGAGAUCUGAUGGAUACCAUAAACAGAUUGAGCAUCUUACCGAGCGACUUCGAUGGGAAAGAAAAAGUCGCGGAAUGGCUACAAACGCUGAGUAAUAUGUCUGCAUCCGACGAACUGUCCGACACGCAAGUCAGACAGUUGAUCUUCGACCUGGAAACGUCCUACAAUGCUUUCACUAAAAUUCUGCACAAUUCUUCGUAAUAAUCGCUGUUCGGUCAAUAUCUAACGAUUCCCCGUUCAGAUGUUCAAGGAUAUCGUAAUCGGUUUGUAAUUAUGCUAUGAGAACGUGUACAAAGGAAGAUGGCUGUUUUAUACAAAGUUUAACGCACUGACUCCAUGGCAAAUUGUUCAAUGUAAUACACAAGGCAAUGUACGUGCUAUAUUGAACGAAAGAAUAAAUAUGAUUGUUGGUGCUCGAUCGAACGAGUGAAUCGAUCCUACGUUUACCAACGAUGCGAUUGAUCAGCGGCAGUUUAAGAAUAAUUCCCUGCUUCUAGCUAAGAUAUUUCUUAUAAUAAAAAUAGAAUCUGGUUUA
This is a messenger RNA of Ceratina calcarata, 2471 nucleotides long. It is a transcript of the gene Vps28, whose product is annotated as vacuolar protein sorting 28. Gene Ontology annotation, cellular component: ESCRT I complex. Bases 89 to 2137 code for a protein of 682 amino acids. Gene Ontology annotation, molecular function: protein-containing complex binding. Lineage: Eukaryota; Metazoa; Arthropoda; Insecta; Hymenoptera; Apidae. Gene Ontology annotation, biological process: protein transport to vacuole involved in ubiquitin-dependent protein catabolic process via the multivesicular body sorting pathway. The transcript has 4 exons. The record is from RefSeq and is a predicted model, not a curated record.